Messenger RNA from Chenopodium quinoa (quinoa), 873 nucleotides. RefSeq lists its product as uncharacterized. The record is from RefSeq and is a predicted model, not a curated record. Lineage: Eukaryota; Viridiplantae; Streptophyta; Magnoliopsida; Caryophyllales; Amaranthaceae. Bases 1 to 873 code for a protein of 290 amino acids. The transcript is spliced from 4 exons.
AUGUCUGUUAUAAAAAUCACAACAGAAGGAGAUGCAGUACUUGAGGAAAGUGAUGAGGAUGAUUCUGAUGUGAUUUUAAGUGAUGCAGAUUAUGAUGAUAGUAGUGAUGAUGAUCUAUUUACUGAGAAUGUUGAUGAGGGGUUAGCUGAUAUAGUGAAUAGUGAUGAUGAUUUGAAUGACUCAGAUGAAAAGAUUAGGAGCUUGGAAGAAUCUGAUGAUGAGCAAGGCAUCCACUACCCUGUGUUUAAUCCAUUUGUUGACUUUAAAGGAAAGAUUAAGAACAGAUGUGCAUGUGAGUUGAAAAAAUACAGAUUUGUUCCAUGUACUUGUGAAGUGACAAGAAAGUGUAAGUUCAGAAUAUAUGGAGCAAAGGUGAAGGGAGAGGAAACAUUUCAGUUGAAGAGUCUUAAUUUAGAGCAUGCUUGUGGUAGGCAACAUCAGAAUAACAAAGUGACUUCAGAAUAUUUGGCUGAAAGGUUCUUGGAUGAGUGGAGGAAUUCACCAAGUUGGAAACUAUCUGAAUUCAUGAAAAGGGAAAAAAGAGUGACUGGAGUUGAGCUUGGGUAUUAUAAGUCUGUGGUAAAGGUUGUGGGUAUUGAAAAUCCUCCACCAUUGUUUCAAAGGAUUUAUAUAUUUUUACAACCUUGCAAAGAGGGAUUUUUGGCUAGAUGUAGGCCUAUCUUGGGUGUUGAUGGGUGUCAUCUAAGGAGUCCAUACUCUGGUAUUUGCUUGACUACAAUUAGGAAAGAUGGAAACAACAAUAUCUUCCCUAUUACCUGGUCAAUGGAGGAAGUAGAGAAUGCUGAUACUUGGGGAUGGUUCCUAGAUAUGUUGGUGAGAGAUCUGGACAGUGUGAAAGAUGCAUCGACUUAG